Molecule: messenger RNA, 615 nt
Organism: Dovyalis caffra
Lineage: Eukaryota; Viridiplantae; Streptophyta; Magnoliopsida; Malpighiales; Salicaceae
Source: the annotation of a GenBank genome assembly
AUGCCAGAUAUAAGAGCUUUUUCUGCAAGACCAUUGUCAUUUGAACAGUAUAUUGAUUUGGAAGGCUGUGGUCCUGGUGCGAAGUCACAACUCCACUAUAAAGUUGAUGAAGCCAGAUGCAUAUUUGCGAAUAUUGGAGUGACCCUCUUUGGCAGUCUUGUAUUUGCGCCAGAUAUGAAGCGGUGGAAUAUCUUGGUGGCUGUAAUAGGCCUUCGCAAGUUAAUUGAAAUGAGUUUGCCAAGUCAGACCUCAUCGGCAGGUAACAAGAAGAACCAAACAAAGACCAGAAGGUUGAAGGUGUGGUUUCAUGGAGGGCCUGAUUCCUUUGGUUUGCAAAGCUUUGAGGAAGAAAAAACCCGCAGCCAAUAUGAGUGCCUUUCAUCUGGUGCUGCGCUAAGUUACAACGUCUCAGAUUUCUACAUUCACGAUGCACCUACGAGUGGGCUACAUUUCGAACCAUCCGUGGAGAAGAAAACACCUCAGGAAAAAGGCCAUCGGAGAUUUUGGUCUGUUCAUGAAGAUUUCUCAGGUGGAUUUUCGUCACCAGCAGAUCGUUCACCAAUCGCUGCUUCUCAAACGAAGCAACUUGUGAGGUUCAGGAGCCAAAGAGUGUAG